AUGGUAUUUGAAGCUAAUCAGAAUAAUUCUUUCAUACGAUGCCGAACCCGUUUGCAAUCAAGUCAGUUAGUGAUUGAAAAAUCACAAUCAAAUAUGACUAAUGCGUCAAAUAUGCGGCAUUCGAAGCGCCGUUAUAGAUCAUCUUCAGAUUCACUCAACGAUAAUAAAAGUUCAUGUCGCCGGUUUCAAAAAUUAUAUGCGAACAUUAUUUGUAGACAUUGUGCAGUUAUAAGUUCUGUGGUUAAGAAGGGGAAAGAUAUUAUUACGGAAUAUUGGCUAUCUGCCAGGCUCUCUCCUAUUAGUAUGCCCCUUGCGAGCAAUUUAAAUAUUCCUCUCUGCUGGACAGCGUACCUGUUGUCCACUUGCAGUCGAAGCCGGGGGAGUUUAUUUCUUUGCGUCGUUCAGGAAACAUUAGAUGCAAGCAUCCAUAAUUAUAUAAAAAAUCUUCCUGAGAUUCUCGUCGUCAUGGCGAUAGAUGAAGAAAAGGGGAACAUGGUGUCAGCAGAUUCCGCGGAAAAGGAGCGGUUAUUAAAGCAUGUAGAAGCCGUAAAAGCACUAGGAAAUGCACCGAAUGAUUCUUUCAAGGUCAGUGAUAUGACAUUUUAUCAAGCCUUUGGUCAAGGUUAA
Messenger RNA from Thelazia callipaeda (thelaziosis nematode), 627 nucleotides. The record is from the annotation of a GenBank genome assembly. Lineage: Eukaryota; Metazoa; Nematoda; Chromadorea; Rhabditida; Thelaziidae.